GGCCAAAGUUUGUUAUUUGUUUACCAUCACGAUUCAUCCUAAAAUUAUUUCCAUCCGCGAAGUUCUUCAUACAAAUUUUAACAUAUAAUUAUAAUUUACACAAAUUUGAGUAGUCAAUUUGUUAUGAAAUGCCUGCGUCUUGCUGUAUUCCCGAUUGUGAUCUGAAAUACGCUCAUGCCGAAGAUGUUUCCUAUCACAAGUUCCCUCUGAAGAAGCCAGAACUGCUCGAGAAGUGGAUUCAAUUUACUGGCCGUGGUCCCGACUGGAUUCCCACUAAAUGGAGUGCCGUGUGCAGUCGGCAUUUCAAGCCGACCGAUUUCAAGGAUUGUGUGUACAGGAAAAAUCUCAUCAGCACAGCAGUUCCUUCACUUCGGAUAAAAUGCCAAACUCCGAUUGCUGCCUACAUUGAACAGCCGAAGACUGAUGAGGCGAAGGAAUGCGUUAAAAGUGUCCUCGAACAGUCGACGAUCCUUCAGGCUGAUGUUCCACAGCAUUCGGAUUCGAAUGAUCAGAUAGACACAGACCACGAAGAUCUAUAUGCAGGGGAAGAUCCAAACUUGUUGGACAUAACUUGUAGACUAUGCGGCAUUGUAUUCAGCAAAUGGUGCCAAGGAUUGCUGGUGGAUUAUCGCGUACAUUUUGCGGUCAUUAUGAAAUGCCUUCCGUUCAUGAACUUGGAAAUAAGCUACUUUCCUUCUAAAAUAUGCGGCCACUGUUUGAGGAUGAUCAAUGGGUUUUCGUUGUUCUACGAUAAUGUGGUAAAAGCUCAAAGUGAUUUGGAACUCAAGUACAAUGGGAGGAACAAUCAAGAGCAGGAAACAUUUCAAGCUCCCGAAGAGCCCCCAAGACUGAAAAUCAAGCAAGAACCGUUGAUGAACAUCAAGGAAGAAGCUGUAGAUCCAAGUUCCAGGGCGAAAGAAGUUCAUGCGGAACCUCCAGAAAACACGCUGAUCAUCAAGAACCCCAACGUUACGAAUGACAAGAACAAAAUUCUCUUGUUCAAUAAUCAAAAUUAUGAUGGCCAGCAAUCGAAACAGUUUCGUGAAUCGAAGAACUGUGAAAUCUUAGAAAUUGUGAACUUGUAUCCCCCUAUCGUAGACAUUACGAGUGCCACCAUAAGGGAAGUUCAGCCGUACGAGAUAAUGUUGCCUUCAAUUUCGAACACGGGAUUCCAUCAGCAAUCCGCUCCGCAACUCAUCAAUCUGAAGACGGAGGACACUGCAGAGCCUUACGAAGAUUACGAAGACUAUUCGGGCUACUAUCAAGACUAUCAGUGUGGAUUGUUCACCUUGGAAGAACAUAGCUACUCCAAGCUUCCCAUACAGGCAGACGACAAUAAGGAUGAGAUCUUUCCUCAUCCUCCGGAACCAGACGAGCCCAUUAGCUUCGGUGAUUCGGCCACAAUUAGAGUGAUCCACGUGGAACUACCGCCCGACCAAUCGCAACAUCCGCUUCCACCGAUACUAAAGCAUUCUUGCCAAUCAUGCAACCGAAAAUUUUCAUCCCAUUUAAAACUUGUCAAGCAUCGUACUUUCUCUUGCAACAUUCGACAAACUGUCCAUUUCAAAUGCAUAUUCUGCUCACGGAAAUUCCCUACUCGCAUACAACAGCAGGUUCAUCUUACGUUUUGCUGGAAACGGCUUCAACGAAGAAAACUGUUAUCAAGAAAGGCAGACCUCGCAAAGGAAUCCCGCAAAACAGAGUCCUCACAGGCCAACAAAGCGCAAUCGACCUCGAAUCGCAAAAACGGCAAAGCUCGUCGCCACGAUUGUACGAUGUGCGAGCGGACUUAUUCGAGAUCUUCGAACCUGAAGCGACACUUGGCCAGCCACCGGCCGGUGGAACAGUGGAACCACAAAUGCGGCAUUUGUCAGAAAAUCUUCGAUAAGCUGUUCGAUCUGAAGAAGCACUUCCAGCUGGCGAAGUGUCGAAUCGAGAGCAAGACUGACCCGGAAGAAAGGUCUGAGGAAACUGGGCCUGAAUUGGUGGGGGAUGCCACUCGGUUACUCUACGUAUGUUCCACGUGCAAUAAACAGUUCAAAUCGUACAAUAGCUUGAAGGUGCACGAGAGUAUUCACACAGGUCUCAAAAGCUUCGUCUGUGAUACGUGUGGCAAGCGGUUUGGAGGGCAAAUGAAUCUCAUCCAGCAUCGGCUGACGCACGUGGAUACAAGGCAGUACCGUUGCAAGUUAUGCCCGAAGGUUUUCAAACGGAGCGGUGGCCUCGGCCAGCAUGUGAAGUCGUUCCACAUGAAAAUCAAACCGUACCAGUGUCCUGUUUGCAGGAGAGACUUUGCACUGAAGGCGGACAUGACGAGGUGUCGGCAUUCGAGGUUGAAAGAUUUUGGAUGAUGGGAAAUAUAAUAGAUUAGAAAAAUGAACAUUGUAUAAAUGCAAUAUAUUACAUUGCAAUUAACCCUCUAAACAUUA
Messenger RNA from Aedes aegypti (yellow fever mosquito), 2429 nucleotides. Its product is annotated as zinc finger protein 239. Gene Ontology annotation, cellular component: nucleus. NCBI's taxonomy places the organism in Eukaryota, Metazoa, Arthropoda, Insecta, Diptera, Culicidae. Bases 129 to 2351 code for a protein of 740 amino acids. The transcript is spliced from 5 exons. Gene Ontology annotation, molecular function: zinc ion binding. The record is from RefSeq and is a predicted model, not a curated record.